Messenger RNA from Aureobasidium musti, 1498 nucleotides. Lineage: Eukaryota; Fungi; Ascomycota; Dothideomycetes; Dothideales; Saccotheciaceae. The record is from the annotation of a GenBank genome assembly.
GACAGAAGAAAUGGCUGCGAAUACAGCAGGCCCCUCUCCAUCAUCUGAGAUCAACUUGAUUCGACCUGUUGCUUGCAAAGAUGUCGAGGUCGCCGCACAUAUUGCUCCAAAGAGCAGCCUAUUUGUGCAAGUUGUAGAGAAGGCAACCACGAGUGUGUUUACGAGUCUGGUCGUAAGAUUGUGGUCUCAGAAGGUGAGGCUUGUCAAUCAAGGCUCACUUAAAGCCUAUCUGCGAGACCUUGAAGCCAAGUUGAAGUCGUAUGAGGUGAAUUCAACAGCUGCAGCUCCCCGACCUACAUCUGUCAGCAGAAAGAACGACCCGGAGCUCGAUGUGAACCCUCUUAUGGACAACUUUGCCAAUCUUGUCAUAAGUCCAUCCGGGAAACACCACUAUCUAGGAAGCUCUUCAUCAACAAUCCUUGGCAGGAGAUUCCGAGACAUCGUGGGCAUAACCAAUUCCGGACUAGACCUUGAUCAAGAGUACUCGACCUACAACCACUCAGCUCUCCGUCUGCGGCGGCUUUCGGUGGUUGACAAUGUCAUGCUACCCCCUGCUGCGUUCGCCAAACGCCUCUACAUUGCUCAACAUUCAUAUAUUGGGACAAUCUUUGCGUUCUGCACUCCAGAUAUGUUCGAGGAACAACUUCAACAAGCAUAUCGAGGACCUCCAGACCUCAACGAUAGGGAAGCCUGCCUUGCAUAUUGUCAAACACUCCUGGUACUGGCGUUUGGUCAGCUAUAUUCUGUCAACCAAUGGUCUGGCUUUGACGGCCCUCCAGGAUUCGACUUCUUUACUCAAGCUCUGCAGUAUCUACCAGACAUGUAUGAAGAAGGUUCUGUCCUGUUUGUGGGCGUAUUAGCUCUGAUCGGAUACUUCUUGCAGAAUCUCAAUCGCCGCGAUGCUGCCUUUCUGUACGUAGGUACUGCUUUGAGGAUGGCCAUCUCUCUUGCUCUACACCAAGAAGUACCAGACCCUCGGCUCGAUGAAGCAAGCAAAGAGCAACGUCGUCGCAUCUGGUGGAGUGUUUAUUCAUUGGACAGGAUACUGUGCGUCAAAUCCGGUAAUCCCUUGACUAUCGACGAUCAAGACAUUGCUGUAAAGCUUCCAAAUAGACUGAGUCAUGAACCCGAAUACUGCCCUGCAGUGUGUUUACGACAUUAUACGCAACUAUCACGAAUCCUUGGACGAAUCAUGAAAACCAUAUACAGAAGAACGCCCAAGACCGGCUCGACACUCAUUGCCUCUGUUUCAGAGAUCAUGACCGACCUCUCCACAUGGCACCGCGACUUACCUAACGAGCUCCGUUUUGAUCCUGCGAAGCUUAACGUAUCUCGAGAGUCUGUUUCGACAUUCUUACACUAUCAUCAAUGCAUCAACCUUACGGCUCGACCCCUCCUAUUCCAUGUAGUGGAGAAGCGUUUGCAUGGCAACGCUGACGAUCUCGGCAAAGACUGGAAAGAUGGUCUGUCUCCUACAACCAUUGCUGUAAUAGACAUG